AUGUUGGACCAACUGCAGUCACCUCUAUUCCGCCUCCCCCGGGAAUUGCGCGACAAUAUUUACGAACAUUAUGCGCACGAUGAAAAUGGCGUUUUCUACGACUAUGCCUCGGACAAGCUUCGGUACGAAACCCAAGAAAAACAUCAGGAGAUGACUGCGCUGACACGCUGCUGCAAGCAAGCAGCUGAGGAGAUGAAGGAUGCGGCCAUGCGAGCCAACACCUUAACUUUCUUCCCUGUGCGUUCCGAUCAAGACUGCAUCAGCGUAAAGGAUCUUGACUCCAAAGCUGGACGACUUGAGCGACUGACACAAAGCGCGAGGCGUAUGAAGAUGCACAUGCUGCACUUCGUGGCCAAGGGCGAAUGCGUCACCCCCGAGAUGGUGGAUCAGGUGGCUACCCGCUUUCCCGGCAUUUCCCGCUGCUAUCGAAAAGCAUACAGUGCAAUAAAGGAAGGGAAUGAGCUAUACACCACGUUUGGAGUCAAUCAAACCGACUAUAGUUGGCGGUGGCAGACGUCGGCAACUUUCUGCGACGCUUUGCAAUACACAUUAGAGCUCGCAUCCUCGCAUCCCAAAUUCGAUCACUUCAUAGCCGAGUCCAUCGUUAGCCCGUAUACCAGUCGCGGCAUGAUGCCUUCAUUCACACCUGGAUGCCAGAACGCCCUUCUCACGUGGAAGCCGGACCUGGCGCUGAUUCCGACCGAGACUGAUCUUGCUCUCGAGUCUUUUCUAGCCGACCCCCUCCCCCGAGAUACUGAUCGCCGUGUGACAUGGGACGAGCCUAUCGUACCUUUAGCUUGGUACUUCUCUGCUACAACUGUUGCAGUCGAUUACCUCAAAAGGUUGCCCCAGAGUACUCGAUUGCGCAUACGACUUCCUUUCAUCAUCCGGGAGAACAAAUUGGCCGUAGCUUACCCCGAGUCACACGCAAGAUCUCUUGAACCCUACCUCUGCGAGAAUAAAAACCUCCGGAUUGACUUGCACGUGGGGUGUUGGACAAACCUUACACACCCAUUCUGGCUACAUUCGCCUUUCGACGACCAAAACCCGAACGAAGGUAUAAUAUCGAAGGUAGAAUUGCUACGCCCGUUUGCAGACUUCUUGGACGAGGUUCUUUCUACCUUCGAUCGCAUCCCGCACCCCGAGGCUCUCAGCAUUCAUAUCGAGGGUCAUCAAGACGAAAGCCUCAUCGCAUGGGAGACGUUUAAGCAUGCAGCUAGCCUUCAAGAGGCCAUGCUCAAGUCUGACUAUAUGCAAGGACAUGACGAUGUACAACUCAGUGAGCUGUACGAUCCACUGUACUGGGGUAUAUCUUUGGGCGAAACGGCACUGAAGGAUAGAUUCCAAUUGCCUCAUCAUCUACCGGACUCAUUCUACGCGGUAGUCCGACAGAUCACCGAAGGUUCUGGCUCCAUCCACUUCGAUGGAGACGCUGGUACUCCUUGGGAUGCUAGAAGCAUGAUAGAAGCCCGGAAGCACUGGACACCGCAGCAAUUCCUCGACGAGUGGGACGCCGAAAUUUUCAGCAGAUCCGUGUCACGACCGCCAGGAGGCGUAGCAGCUUUCAAGCAAAUGUAUAGGCUGUAA
Alternaria infectoria is the source of this 1587-nucleotide messenger RNA. RefSeq lists its product as uncharacterized. The transcript has a single exon. NCBI's taxonomy places the organism in Eukaryota, Fungi, Ascomycota, Dothideomycetes, Pleosporales, Pleosporaceae. The record is from RefSeq and is a predicted model, not a curated record. Bases 1 to 1587 code for a protein of 528 amino acids.